GUGUCAGUCGAGUCACCCGACUACGCAAGUGCGCAUAAUCCAUUACUCGCGUGCUGGGGAAACUUCAUUCGGAACAUCACUGUGUAUAAGGACACUUGUCUAUCGGAUUUCUCUCACGAUUUCGAGAAAAAAAAGCCUAUCUGAAAAAAACAUCUUCCUCAACUCCGCUUUGAAGGACGUAAACGCUCCAAACAGGAUGACUGAGGUGAUUAACACACAGGAACCUGUGAUAAAGGACUUCAGUGUAACUGGAGCAGCGUCAGGGGAUCAGGGCAUAUCCUUUCAGAUUUUCCCAGAUACCCAUGAGCGAAAUCCCAAGCUGUCCAAGAGACUUCCCUCUAUUGUGGUGGAGCCCUCUGAUGGGGGCAAUGUGGAGAGUGGGGAGCUCCGCUGGCCCCCUAAGGAUCCCAACUCUGCAGAGGCCCCAGGCGGCAUGCAGCCCCACAAACACACUCCUCUUCAGACCACACAGGACCAGACCACAGAUCUGAAUCUCGGGGUGCAGGACAGCAGUGAAGUGGUGUAUGGGGCCGUAGUGGAGGAAUCUAACUGAGAAGAUCAUCCAUCCACCUCCACAGCUGCUCUCACUGUGAAUGUGUCCAGAGUAAGAAAGAUAGACAGGUAGGCAGGGGCACUGAGGAGAGUGGAGGAGGGACUUGUAGGGUCAUUACCCUCACACCCUGCGCACUGUCAGAAAACCAAUGAGUUCAUUCUGAUGUUUCAGGCUGGACAGCGGUCUGUAAAAGCCGUCUUAAAUAGCUUGCUUUGUGUAGUUUUCAUAUACACUACCGUUCAAAA
This is a messenger RNA of Coregonus clupeaformis (lake whitefish), 798 nucleotides long. Its product is annotated as protein LBH-like. The record is from RefSeq and is a predicted model, not a curated record. NCBI's taxonomy places the organism in Eukaryota, Metazoa, Chordata, Actinopteri, Salmoniformes, Salmonidae. The coding region runs from base 197 to 553 and encodes 118 amino acids. The transcript is spliced from 4 exons.